This is a messenger RNA of Gasterosteus aculeatus aculeatus (three-spined stickleback), 1861 nucleotides long. It is a transcript of the gene dennd10, whose product is annotated as DENN domain containing 10. Gene Ontology annotation, molecular function: guanyl-nucleotide exchange factor activity; small GTPase binding. Gene Ontology annotation, biological process: regulation of early endosome to late endosome transport; protein transport. Gene Ontology annotation, cellular component: late endosome. NCBI's taxonomy places the organism in Eukaryota, Metazoa, Chordata, Actinopteri, Perciformes, Gasterosteidae. The record is from RefSeq and is a predicted model, not a curated record.
CCGUCAGUCCCGGAAGAAGGAAGAGGUUUUAACAGAAGGGAGGACGGUUUGUUGACAAGCGUAAAUCUCACCCAGACCCACUGGAAAGUUUUUACCCACGUUAGUGUCACCGCCCGUAGCGUCACAUUUGGACUGAGUCGGAGCUCUCAAGGUAACGUAUGGAAUAUGGCCGCAACUGAAACGCAGUUUAUGUUAAGCGUCGGAUUGAUCGAGAAAGAUGUGAAUGGAGACACUCUGUGGGUGUGGUGCUUCCCCUCUGUGGCUUCAGACCUGAGGAAAGUCCUGCUCAGCAAGUGCUGCCUGACCCAGGACGCCCGGGACUUCCACACCUUUGUGUUCGGCCAGUUCUGCCGCACCUGGUACUACAUCACAACCGUGGAGGUGCAGGAACCCACAGCGCUAAACAAGGUCACCCAUUUUUCAAUAGUAGUUACAGCGAAAGACUUCAACCCUGAGAAGUAUGCUGCACUUAGUCGAAUACUCUGCAGGAUGUACAUCAAACACGGCAGCCCGGUGAAGAUGAUGGAGGCGUAUGUCACCGUCCUCACUAAAGGAAUGUGCCAGAGUGAUGAAAAUGGCUCAUUUCUUAUUAAAGAUUAUGAUGUUCGUAAAGCGUACUUGGCUGGUUCCGUUAAAGAUGUGGUGUCUCAGUUUGGUAUGGAGACCAUAAUCCUGUAUACCGCCCUCAUGCUGAAGAAGAGAAUCAUCGUCCAUCACCCUCGGAUCGAAGCACUGUUGGAGUUUACAAGAGUGCUGCCGACUCUGACGUGGCACAGGAAGGACUGGUCCAUCCUGCACCCGUAUGUGCACCUGAGUGAUCCUGAACUAGAGGAUCUCAAGAAAUGCCCCGGAUAUGUAGCAGGUUUUGUGGAUCCGGAGGUGAGCAACAGAUUGGAUUUGUUCGAUGUGUACGUGAACCUGCCAGACGGCGUCAUCACGGUAUCCCAGAGUGCCAAAGAGUCUAUGGCGAUGGGGAAGUUGCACAAGGACAUCGGCCACCUUAUUGUCCAGUCUGCAGAGGACGCCGAGAGGUCAGAUAGUCAGGUCAUUAAGGAUAUUUCUGUCAAGACAAAAGAGAUCCUUGCCAACUUAAUGGCCCUUGCUGACAAAUGUGAAGACUCUAAAAUCACACUGGAAGGUUUAAAGCAGCAUCAUUUCCCUCCGGCCACAGAGAACUUCCUCUUUCAUUUGGCGGCUGCUGAGCAGCUCUUACGGAUAUAAAACGGUUGUCAAAUGUGAAAUGGCCACAGUGGUCAGUUUAGAGUCAUCAACAAAUGUGUAUUAAUCAAACGCUGAAAAUAGCUCUCAGCAAAUGCACUGUUUGAGAUUACAUUUACUAAAAAUGAUAAGUGACCAGCCGUUUUUAGAAAUGGCCGGUCUUUUUGUUUAAAAUGAGAGCACAUAUUACUGUCUUGUUUGCCUUCAGCGUGAACCCGUGAGCUCGGAGUCACAGGCGGAUGAGCUGCUGCUCAUUUGACUGUUUUGGACUGUCAGCAAAUCAAAUUAAAGUCCUAGAUAAUGCUUGCUUUGUCCUCUAAUAACGAGCCAGUGUUUGUCGCUCUCAUUGGGAACAUCUGGUGCGUUCCAGAUGUAAGCUCUCACUCCACAGUGCUCACACGCAUCAUCCAUGCGUACCUGCGCCCCUCAUAGUACACAGUGACCAGCUGAAACGUCUGCGGUGUAACAAACUGCAUUAUGUGGGUAUCAGAUCACAACUGCAAUAGCCAUUUUUUUAAACUGUCAUUUUGUAUUUUACUAUUGACACAAUUACAAAAAAGGUGUUUGUUCUUGAACUUUUAUACGGUGAAUAACUUUCUCAUCAAUCUGCAGCUGAUCAAAUAACAACUGGUGCUUCCGUGUC